UUUAAAGGUGAAUAUAAAAGUACCUUUAAAUUGUAGCUACUACAGAUGCUUUACAAGGUGAAUACAGGUGUGCACUAAGACAAUGGUUGACUUACUGAGACCUAAUUUGUAAUAUUACUCUCGUUGCAAGUCUUUAAAUUAUUUGAAAACCCUUUGUAUGGAAAUAUUUUUUACUCAUCAAUCUGUAAUCAAGUAUUUUGUGGGUGAAGGAAAAAACAAAUUAUGAUUAAUAUGUUACUUAGCAUAUAUUUUUGACUUUGAAACAUUUCUCAUUUGCUAUCAUCAGGUCACCCUUGGACCACAGAGGUCAAAUACUCCAGAGGACAGUUUCACUUUGCUCAGGUGUACCCCAAGUCAUCAUGCAGCCGGACUGCUUCCCCCUUGUUCUGAGGAGUUACCCAAUGAUGAGACAAGUAAGGAAACUGAAGAUGAAGAAACCUUUUUUCUCUUGAAGGAACAUGCUAUAACUCCACCAGUGAAGACAUUCCCUGCUUCUGUGGUUGAAACCUUAAUGAGGAAGAAGCUCCAACUGACCUUGUUUGAGCCUGGAAGGUGUCACAUAACAGCUUUCACCACUGAGAAGAAAGUAAGGAAUUUGAGUUUCUGUGAGACAAAUACUAAUCUUUGGUCUGAUGGCCUUUGCAUUGCUGCAAAAGGAGGAUUUUAUGACAGAGCUACUGAACUUCUUCAUGGAAUGUUGCCUUCCACUGUUGCUGAAAUUUUUACAACAUCUCUAGAAGAAUGCAACAUGGAGAAACAUUGGGGAAACAAGCAAAUUCUGCCAAGAAGUGUAAGUGAAAACAAAUGUCUGGAUAAAGAUGUUGAUGAUGAAAACUAUCACCAAAAAAUAUUUACAGGGAGAGCUGAAAGAGAAGAAAUACAGAAUGACAAAGCCCAACAACAACAGGUGACCUGUAAUCUUGAGGAAAGUUCUAAAGUUUCCUACAAAAAUGAAUUAUUCAGUCCUGGGAAACAAGGAGUGGAAGCCAGAGAGAGUCUCCAUAGCAUGCAGGGUGCCCAGAGUUUAUCUGUUGAUUUUAAAGACUUUAAAAAGUGUUUUGAAGGGAGUCCUGAACGAAUGGAGAAAGAAGAAAAUAUUUCAGAAAACUGCAUCCCUGAUGUGAAUAGUGGAUGUAAUGGAGAAGACAUAACUGAAAUGGAAGAGAAAGGAAGGCAGGCUCAGAAACCAAGUCACCAAACAAGCCCCUCCAGCAAUAUUGGCCUGAAAAAAAGGAAAGACCAGACCUUGAAACUAUGUAAACCAAAUAAGAAUUUCUCGUGUCAAAAAAUAGCUGCUAAAAAUGUGCAGCAUGAAUACUCACAGAGUUUUUUUUCAUUGGAUGCAGAGAGAUAUCCACUAAACUUGUUGUUUCCUCUGCCAGAGAGGCCUGUGUGCUUAAGUAAACUAUUCCAGCCAGGAAACAGUUUUUAUAAGUGUUUCUGUCCUCUGUCAACCUGGGAAGCUGGAAAUGAAUGUAAUGUGAGAAUAUCUGUACUGGAAAAAGCAGUGGCUGCGUGUUCUCAGAGGAUAUUUCUGCUGAUGCAAGAGAAUGAGAAUUACUCCAAAAAAGUCUGUAUCUUACAACAGGAGAAUGACAGAUAUGCCCAGAUGAUGUGUGCCCUGGAAGAGGAGAUGGAUGCAUAUUUUCAUUAUGUUUUAGCAGCAGAUGAAGCUAACAUUGUUUCAUUCCAAAACUUACUUAAUGAGAAAGAAGUUGCUGGUGGAUGUUAUAAUAAUUUAACAGAAGAAAGCACCAUGAACCCAGGAACAUUUUUUGUUGCAACUUUUUCUAAGAAUUUCUCAUACGUUGAAGAGAAAAACAGGAAUUCUGAAAAAGACUCAUGGACAAUUGCAUCAAAUAAACUUCACAGGAGAGUUCUAUCCCUGAAUGGAAGGAAAAUGAGGUGCUUCCAGCUGCUUUCUGACCUGAAAGAAGAAAGAAGCAGAUGCUUCAAAGAAAUGGCUAAAUUAUUACAAGACAAGGAGAACUAUGUCACAAAAUAUAAUGAAUUAAUACAAGAGAGAAAGAGAAAUUUACAGAGAAUAGCUCUUUCAGAAGGCGAAAAAGAAACUUUGUUGGAACAUUUGGCAGAGAUAAAGUGUGAGCAAGACAAAUACAGGACCUUAGUUUCAGAGCUCCAGGACUGCAAAACUAGCUAUUAUCAAACAAUUUCUGACUUACAGGAGGAAAAAUGUGUACUGCAAAGAGAGAUAGACAGAAUCAAGCAAGAAACUUCAGAACGGCUUGAUGAACUUCAGAAAGCAAAUGCAAACUUUAUUGUAGAAAAUAAAAACUUAAAAGAAUUAAUAUCUUCUUUGGGUUUCACCUAUGAAGAGCUGAGAAAAGAGAAAAGUUUAAGAACAAACAAGAAUAUAGUAAAACUAAAAGAAGAAAGUCAACAACCUGGUCUUAAGCCAAAGAAAGUUGAGACAAUAUGUAGUGUAACACAAAUUGAAGAACAGGGAGUUCUGGCUACAGAUCCUUCAGAUUAUUCCCCUGGGAAAAAGGGCAGCAUGUUUGAAAGCUACAGUAUGAUGAAAGAGCAAGUCAGAAAGGUGGAAGAGAAACUAAAAAUACAGCAAAAGGAAUUAGAAAAAUCAAAAAAAGAGGCUCAGAAGUGGUACAGAGAGCUUGGUUUUGCUGAAACAAGGUAUGAAGAAACCAAAACUCAUUUGAUGCAGGUUCUCUCAGAAUUAGACCACCUUAAGCAAGAAGUUGGGGACAAAAUGCAGGGAAAGCAGCACUGCAAAUUAAUGCCUGUGUACACAUUGAAGGAUGCCCAGGAAAAAGAAGUGAAUAAAAUAGCCAGUAAGAGAUUAGAGCAGCAAGUGUUGACCUUGAAAGCCCAGCUCAGGGACCAGGCUGCAGUACAAAAUCAGUUUCAUGACUUGCAGAAUGAAGUGGAACUCCUUCAGGCUCAGCUAUGUGAAAAGGAGAAAGAGCUGCAGAAGAGGAAGUCUGAAGUGAAGUUGACAUUAGCUCCUCUGAAGGCUAAGCUGGCUUGCCUCACCCAAAAGUGCCAGGAAAGGAACAGCUUCAUUAGGAGGAUGCAUGAUGAAUUCCACAGGCAAGGGUUUAUUAACUCUGCAUUUGAUGAAGAGAUGAAGAACCUGGUGAAUGACAAGACCCUGGCAGAGUACAUGGUUGCUUUUACACCAAUGUGUGAUCAAGUGAUUUCUGAAGAAGUCAGGAAAAGAAGGGACAACAGUGAAUAUUUUAAGACUUAAGUUGACUCAGUGGACAUUUUUAUUUGAAAGGGUGUUAGUCACUUCUGUUUCUCGGGCAAGGCAAAAGUGGGAAGAGAAGUUUCACACCUGGUUAUAUUCAAUAUUGUCAUUUUUAUCUUGGAUGCUGGGAAUAAACGUCCUAAUUUUGGAGUUACACCUACUUGAAGACUUUCUUAAGGACAGGAAUUUCAAUCUGGCAACCUGAAGAAACAGGAAUUCCCUUGAAGUACUUCAGUGUCCAUCAACAAGUCCUUUUCCCUGUUGAUUUCUGUUUCUUGUUUUUUUUUAAAGCUUGUAAAAGUAUCCAAACAAUAUUUGGUAGACUUUGUGUCAACUAUACUCAAGUAGAAUCUUUUUAGUUGAAAGUGGGGUAGGGGAGGAAAUACUGUGUGUUACACAUUUGUAUAAUAUUGUGUGCUUGUCACAACAGAACACAGAAUAUUGGUUCAUCUUGGUUCAUACUAUAUAUUGUACUUCAGCUGACACAAUGCACUGCAAAAUGAAUACAUAAAAGGAAUUUGUCUUAAUGACACUUGACAUUUUCACCAGCAGAAGAUGCUCAAAAUGGUUAUAUAGUAUAGUAAAUCCACAGGCUUGUUUUUCUGAUGAAAAACAUUUUUACACACUGAGUGGUAUUCUAUCAUGUUGAUAGUGCUUAUUCUUACAGUGUUAAUAAGUGUUGCAAGCUAUCACUCAGUCAUACUUGUUUUUGUGGCAGUUUAACUGCAUGUUAAGGAAAAGGUGGAUUGAUUCCUGGCUGCAGGAUGGGACAGGACUCUGUGUCUGGCUGUGUCUCCUUGAGUACCUCAAGUGUGGGUGCACCACUGCCUCACCCAAGCUCCCACUGCACAGGAUGUUUUAUGGAACUCAUCUGUCAGAAGGAAGAUAGUACUCCCCUGCCUUCAGACUUUCCUCAGACACUGCUGUGAUAGAUGAGCAUUAGUAAAGCUUGCCAACACAAUAAAUAUCAAAAUACUGUUCACACUCACACUGUCUCCCUAAAUGUCCAAUUAUCACAAAACUUAGCAGGUUCAACAAGAGAGAAUUAGAUUAAAUAUAUAUUCUGAUAGCCAGUGAACUUACCUGCAGCAUAGAGCUCCACAUGAAAUCCCCUGGUUUGACAGAUAUUUAGCUGUUCAUACUAAGUGGAGCACAAGCCCCUUCCAUGGUGUCUAGCACUGUAGUGGCCACAGUCUCACUUAGGCUCAGGCACAAAUAGGAUUCAAGCCUGGGGGUUUUUAUCCUGCAAAGAACAGACUGGCUCUUGCUGGGUGUCUUCACACUGAGCUGAAGACUCUUCUGGUCUGUGAUAAGUAGUUCCACGUAUAACAGGGGGAAACUUCCUAUCAAGGAAGAGUUGCAUGUUCUCAUGAAAAAUGUCUGUUUCUAUGCAUCAGGUUUCCAGUGGAAGACACUUCAAUGAAAAAAUGUCCAAGUUUCACUACUACUAAUUUAAUGAUGGUUACAAUAAAAAAAAUGUGACUGUUUCAUAUUCAUGUGAUACAUUCCUUUGGUUUAAAAGAUCUUGUACUGAAUUCUGUAGACACAUGUUUAAGUGAACUAACUUUUCAUUUUGGAAGUUUUAUUUCUUGCUUUCAACUGUUAUUCUCACUGGACUUCACAUCUAAGAUUCCAACAUCCAGUUACAUAAAAUUCCUUUGAAAACUCAUUCAUUCCUUCCCCUCAGUUUUUCACUCCUACAGCAUUCCUAACAUUAGAAUUCUAUUAUACAAAACCUGGUGGCUUGUUGGGUUUUUUUGGGUUUUUUUUCUUUUAUUUUCCUUCUUAAAUUAAAGAUUUGCAAUUGGCUUUAUUACUGGACCCAGUAGCAAGUGGAAGCCUGUCACACAUUGGCAGCAAACCUCUGUGCCGUGACUUACUGAUGAAUUUCAGCUCCAAGUUUGCAGUGAUGCAUGAAGAACUGAUCCAGAGCCUUCUGAAGGGAAAGGGGACUCUACUCAAUUCAGUGCCUGGCCUUUUACUUCCAUAAAACACGCUGGGUCAUGUUCUCAGAGAAGAAAAUGGGUUCAUAUUCCUAUUAAGAACCCUUUUUUUUUUUUUUCUUUUUGAUCUGUACAUGAAAUUACAAGUAGAGGGAAUAGAGCUGCUUCAGCUGGGUGCUGGGAUGCCCCAGCUUCAGAGGGGCACUUGUGGGCACCACCAAGCUACUCGUGCUCACAGACCAAGGCAAACUUCAGUUCUUUGCUAUUCAGGACACAAUGGAUGAUUGGUCAUUUCCUUCUGUUUGACAGUAUUUUCUUCCUAAUUUUCAUCCCAAUUAAAAUACUAAACCACAAAGAUGAUGUUAUGCAAAACCCACUGUCUUUGGAGCUUCUCUUCAGACUUUAUUUUCAGCGUUCAAGGCUCUGCUCUCGGACCUGAUAAAUCCCUGUUGUCCCUGUGGCUUUAUUUUGCUAACUCAAGACUUCCAUCAGUUGAGUUCAGCAGAGCAGCAUACAUUUUAGGGCUUGUCAUUAUUGAUUAUUUUCACAGCCCAGCGUUACAUUCAAAUGUUUGUGAGUGAAAAAUAAAAUGUGCUUGAAUCAUGUAGUAUGUCAUAAUUUUGUUCUACCAGUGCACUCUUCAGUGAGGUCAGAUAUAUGCUAGAGUAUUAUGUGCAUAAAAAAAAGCCAGUUUUCCUUCUCUUAAUAAGUCCCUGUAAAGAGUACUAGGUUUUGAAUUACUUUUCCUCAUGAUAAAACUACACCAUGAAGGUCUUUAUUUGUAAUUUAGUUUAAUUGAGCAAUUUAGUAUAAUUUAAUUUAAUUUUAGUGGGUUUUAUCAUCAUAAACAUAUAUGGUUGCACAGAAGGGGUUUUAUUUCAAUUCUUUUUCAUCCACCACCCAUGCCACUUCGGUGAAAGCAAAAAUUCUGUGCAGGUUGGUGAAUAAAUGCUGCCUCUCAGUUUUAAAAAAAGUUAUCUUUCAUGCAAGCAUUGGAAUGACAGUGUAUGUCUAAUAUGAAUUUGAAGUUUUUGGAGGCACGAAGAAGUUUAUUUCUAAGGCUUUGUGAUAUAUUCUCUUUUUAAAAGACUUUAGAAACCAUUAAAGCCCAUUGGAGUGGAGCGAUAAUAAAUUUUGGCAAUAGAAAUAUUUUAAAACCUUGUCUUGUUUUGUGUCUGGAAAACAAAAAGCAUGUGGCUGAAGAGGACACAUUCCUGGGACAAGGGCUGCCUCCAGCGGGUGCACGUGGCACUCGGCACAGUGCCACAGCUGGGAUUCACAUGCCCAAUGUCAGACACAAAAUGUGUGUCCACGUUUGGCCUUUUGUCAUGUCCCAUUUUAAUCACCUCCUUUUGAAUGCUGAAUUUAUUUUUUUUUUUAAUUGGAAGGACCUUGGCCUCGUCUUUCUUUUCUUGCUUUUGUGGAAUUAAUUUGUGGACAUUAUUAACAGUUAUUGUUUUUCUGCCUUUCCCAGUGAAAAGAACACAGGACAGCAUUCAUCAUCUGAUUCUGGACAUUCAUGUUCACAAAACAUUUAACAAUAAAGGUCUGGGACUUGGCUUUGCAACAGCUGCUUUACUUGGGAUGGUUAAAGUGGGAAGCAAGAGGAGAUGUUCCAGAUGAGUAAUAGGACAUGUGAAAGAGGAGGCUCAAUUUUUUCCUGAGUUUAGGUGUCUGCUUACAGUUUAAGGGUCAGGAUUUACCCAGGAUUUACCCAGGAUUUACCCUGGCUGGCUUGAGCAUGAGGCAGUGUCCAUGCUGCUUUUGAUGGAUCAGAGAACCACACAGAGAGCAAGUGAGCUUGGCUCCCCUUCCACAUGGACUCAGCCCAGCCAGUACACUUGUGCAAUAUUUUGGGCCUUUUCUCUCUCUUUUGGGCUAGGUGUGGAGAAAAAGGAGUAUGUUUAAUUCUUUCCUUCAAAUGAUUGAGCAAACAGCCUCUGUCUGGAUGUCUGUAAUGGAAAAUGCUGCUCAUCCAAUUUCUCCUGUGCUGGAACACUUUGACCUGAUGAUAUAUUUUAUAUAUUCUUUCCGUAAUGGAUCUGAAACCAUUGUGGCUGUUUGCCCUCAUUUCUUGGGGCUGAAAGGGAAUUUGUGUAAGGAAUGUAAAGAUAAAUGGUAGUGCUUUUUAAUGCUUUUCAUGCAGUCAUCUCAAACCUUAUGGAUGGAAAGCUCCAGGCAAGGAAUGUGUCCAGUGCAGUGAAUUGUUUUACAGAAUAGGGAUUAAAUGCUCAGAACAGCAUAGCUUAAUUUUCUUUCUGUCAGGGGAUUUCUUCUGAGAUAUGUUUUUGUAGAACAAUGCUUUUUGUUUGUUUAUUGGUUUGUAUUUCUACUCAUUACUUUGCAAGUUUCCAGUGAACUGUGUUUGAAGAUAAUAGGUCUGAAAUAAAAUUCUCUGAUGCUUGCUUUGAAAUGGUUUGUGUGUGGCUCUUAAGGUCAGAGGCUUUUCUGGCACUGAGGGUGAGAUACAUUUCCUAUAUGAUGUCUGUACUUCUGACAGUCAUCUGUGGUAGUUUAUCUAUUUAUUUUCAUAGUUAAAGCAGAGAAAAAUAUACUUCCAAGGAAUUACCCUGCCCAUUUUAUGUACCUGCUUUAGGUAAGUGCAGAUGACUGAGCACUGACAGGCUGCCCAGAGAGGGAGUGGAGUCUCCAUCACUGGGGAUCUUCAAGAACCAUCUGGACACAACCCUGUGCCAUGUGCUCUGGGAUGGCCCUUCUUGAGCAGAGAGGGUGGAGCAGAUGACCCAGUGUGGACCCUUCCAGCCUGACCCAUCCUGGGAUUCUGUGAUAAAGUGGGAAGAGCUAUAAAAGUUGGACUCCAGUGGUUGUCAAGGGGGCCAGGGGGAGAUACACUUUGGUUUGAUGAGUCCCACCCUCAGAAGGGAGAGUUUAACUUUGGGCUUUCAGUCUUUUUGGGACAAGGCUGAUCAAGAGCAAGGAAUCUUUCAAGAUGAAGGUUUAUUUGCAGGAAAAGGCAUUUUUACCUGACAUUACAAAAAACAUGCCUUGAAUGAUUGGAAUUGCAAGCGGAUGAAGGAGUGGAAUUAGUUUUUUAGUAAUAUUUUUAAGGAAGGGUGGACUCCAUUGCUGAGAGAUAUGUUAUUUUUUACCUUUAGAGAAAUUAUUAAAAAUACUGAGAGACAUGAAAUACAGAUUUUGAAAAGGCAGUGGCAACCUGGCCUUUCAAAUGAAAUACUUGAUAAAGCUGUUCAAUAAUUAUGUAAGUGGUUGUUUGGAUAGAGGGAAUCUCAAGAAUUUGUGCUGGCUGAGGAGAAGCUUCUUACUCAAGGUUAGAGCCCUUUGAAAGUAAAAUUAGGUUUAGAUGACAAGAUUUAGAUCUAUUUCCUGGCUGCAUAGUACAGGUAUUUUAGCAGUGGUUUUUGCUGUAGUUCAUGGGGAAGAGCAUGUGGUUCUCUAGAGCAGCACAUGCCAGUAGAGGGAUAGCCAUGACUAAAAAAAAAGAAAAGCUUUAAAAAAGAACCUUCCUUUAUUUUCUGAUAAAUGAUAGGAUUUUGAUUAACAUAAAAUGUAUAAUUAAAAAUAUGCAGAUAGAUUAAAACACUUUUAUCUUCUCUCUGACACCACUGUCUUACUUUUUUGUAGUGUUGGGGGAAGCUGGUAUGUUUUUUGUUUCAAUAGCAAUCCUUCCUAGAACUUGGCAUUAUGCAAGUUUAUACUCUUCUCAGUUUGGUAAAAUAUCACAAUAUUUUCAUUUUUUCCUAGGUGGGAUAAUUUGUGGAAAAUUGAGAAGAAAGCAAAAAAAAAUAAUAGGAAAACAGAAUAAAUAUAGUAAAAAUAAUAAUAAUAAAAAAGAAGCAACCUGGAAAAGAACAAGUUAAUGUCUGGGUAUUGAGACAAAACACAGAAUUUUUGCUGAGCUGCAUCCUUAGUGCUGUAGGAGAUGAAAUCUUUAGUGCUAGUCUUAUAAUAGACCAGAGAUGAGUCUUUUGAGAAUCAUACCAACUUUCAAAUAUAGUGCAGACAAAACUGUGAAAUCUUUGUCAGGGUAGUAGCAUCUUCACUCACUGGGGUUUGCAUUAACCCUGCUUUCUGCUGAGUGUCACUACUUUGGCUGCAGAAGAAUUUGCUAAUUCCAAGAGGCAAAAGGGUUUGUGGGGUAAAGAGCUGAAGGAAAGGAAUGGCCCUGCACGGAGGUUAUUUUUCUAGAAAUUACUUGAGCCAGUGUCACAGCUUUGAUUUGGUGGUGUGUUUAUUUCUGGCAGCUUUACCAGCUCCUCUGCCUAUGAGCAGGACCAUGAUUUGCCUUUGCAUGGGUCACUGAGCUCCAGAACUUGUUCUGCUCCUGCUCAUUCUCAUCUAUCACCACAAAUGCCUCUAACUGUGCUUCCUGUAGUGAGGAAAUUCUCAUCAAAUAUUUUUAGAUCUGAUAUCUUCAUGCCUCAAAACAUUUCAGGGCUGACCCUUUAUUGCUUUAAGCCAGCUGACAUUUUUUGUGAGUGAUGGGGAGAGAUACUGCACUUUUAACCUUGGUUAGAAACCAAGGACUUCAGGAGCUGCCUUGGGCUCCUGUGUUUAGAGGGGAACACCCAAAUGUAAAGCUUUCACUUUCCAGCUGAUCUAUGCCUGCAAUGCUAAGAUAUGUUUGGGUAUUCAUGCCACCUUGUCUAAAUAAUGCAAUAUCCACAUGGCAUCACAGGGCCCCUCUGUAAUCAGCACAGAGAAAGCAAACCUUUUAGGGAAGAGCAGCAAUCUAAAUUCUGUGCCCCAAACUGACCAAAGUGAGUGGUCCUUCCAUUCCUGGAUGUGCCUGCCUUGUUCCCUGGCCUGUUGUUCAGCCUGAAAUCAAGGAUCCAGGUGGAAGCUGCUGUUGCUGGGCAGUGUCUCAGCUGGCCACACAUGCUUGUAUUGGGCACUUUAAGGAGACCAAUGGCCACAAUUCAUCACAACUGGUUCCUUCUGCUUGUAGUGGGGAGCCAAGAACAGGAGGUGAAAUGGCAACAUCACAAACACCAUUCUGUUCUUCUUCAUGUCAUAACAGAACUAUAUUUAGAUGCAGGAGCUUGUCAAUAAAUGCUCAUCUUUCUGUUGAGUCAUUUCAGGGCAAGCUUACACUGCCAUUGCAUUUCAGAGUCCUUUGAUUUUUCUUUUUUUUAAUGGACACAAGUGAUGUAGCUAAAACUCAAUAAAGAUGCACAGAGCAAAAGCAAUAUAUUAUUUUAAAUAAAAUGUGUUUUCUUUUAAGUAAUUUUUCCUUACCUGCCAUAUAUAUGUAUCUGCAUUUCUGGAACUUUUGCAAAAGGACUAAUGGCAAUGAGAUGUUAAUGCAUAAUGAGGCGUAUUAGUUAUAGAAAAAAAAUAAAUAAGUCCUCAAAAACUGAAAGGCUGAAAUGGCAAGUCUUGCAAUCUCAAGAAAAAAUGCAACAGUGAUCUGGUAGGUAUAAUAAAUUUGGUAUAGUAAAUUUGGUUUUGAAUGAUAAAAUGCCUUGUAGUAGUCAUUUGUAUUCUGGGACAUCUGCUUGCAACUGUUAUGAAAAUGUGCAUAAUUAAACUGCCAUUUCUCUCUUAAAUUUGUCUGCAGCUCAGUGAAGAUGUUCUAAAAGGAUAGUUUGCUCUGGUGUUAAAGUUGAUUUGGAUGUGAAAUAAGAUCAACUCAAUGUUUUUUUGUUUUGAAUAGGAGGGUCUGGAUAAGAGUUCAU
Messenger RNA from Motacilla alba alba, 10829 nucleotides. It is a transcript of the gene C4H4orf50, whose product is annotated as chromosome 4 C4orf50 homolog. The record is from RefSeq and is a predicted model, not a curated record. Lineage: Eukaryota; Metazoa; Chordata; Aves; Passeriformes; Motacillidae. The transcript is spliced from 7 exons. The coding region runs from base 512 to 3229 and encodes 905 amino acids.